AUGUCUGACCCCGUUGAAAACGUUGCUGAACAGCUCCAGGACACUUCCAUCGCCCCCUCCGCCGCCUCCAAGGCCGUGGAGCAGAACAUCACUCCCUGGGACGUGGAAGGAGCCGUGGACGAGUCGGGCAAACAGCAGGCCAUCGACUACGACAAGUUGAUCCAGCAGUUUGGCACGCGCAAGAUCACCGAAGAGACUCUGGCUCGGUUCAAGGAGGUGACGGGCCACGAACCCCAUAUUUUUCUCAAGCGAGGCGUGUUUUUCUCCGAGCGAGAUCUCACCAAGAUUCUGGACCGAUACGAGCAGGGCAAGCCCUUCUUUCUGUACACGGGCCGAGGCCCCUCGUCGGACAGUAUGCAUUUGGGCCACAUGACCCCGUUCGUCUUCACCAAGUGGCUGCAGGACGUGUUUGAUGUGCCCCUGGUGAUUGAGCUGACGGACGACGAAAAGUUUCUGUUCAAGCCCAAACUCAAGAUUGAGGACGUCAAGAAGUUUGCCGUUGAGAACGCCAAGGACAUUAUCGCCUGCGGGUUCGACAUGAACAAGACCUUCAUCUUCUCGGAUCUGCAGUACAUGGGAGGUCCCUUCUACGAGAAUGUCGUGCGGGUGUCUCGUCAGAUCACCACAUCCACCGCCAAGGCCGUGUUCGGCUUCCAGGACUCGGAUUGCAUCGGAAAGGUGCAUUUCGCCUCCAUCCAGAUUGCCACGGCUUUCUCCAACUCCUUCCCCACGAUUUUUGGUGACAAAAAGGACAUCCCCUGUCUGAUCCCCUGUGCCAUCGACCAGGAUCCUUACUUCCGAGUAUGUCGAGAUGUGGCGUCCAAGCUCAAGUACCCCAAGCCAUCGCUGAUCCACGCCAAGUUCUUCCCAGCUCUGCAGGGAUCCACCACCAAGAUGUCGGCCUCCGACGACACAUCGGCCAUCUUCAUGACCGACACGGCCAACCAGAUCAAGAAGAAGAUCAACAAGUACGCAUUUUCCGGCGGUCGAACCACCCUGGCCGAGCAGCAGGAGUUUGGAGGCGACCCCGACGUGGAUGUUGCCUACCAGUACCUCACCUUCUUCCUGGAGGACGACUCCGAGCUCGAGAAGCUGUAUGCCGACUACAAGAGCGGAGCUCUGAUGACUGGCGAUCUUAAGAAGCGGUGCAUUGAAGUGCUGCAGGGCUUUGUGGCCGAGUUCCAGGCCAACCGGGCCAAGGCUACCGACGAGGUUGUCAAGGAGUUCAUGAACCCCAACCGGGAGUUCAAGUGGGGCGAGGUGGAGCGACGGGUGCCUGUGAAGGAGGUUGUUAAGGAGAAGAAGGAGACCAAAUAA
This is a messenger RNA of Yarrowia lipolytica CLIB122, 1317 nucleotides long. RefSeq lists its product as uncharacterized. Lineage: Eukaryota; Fungi; Ascomycota; Dipodascomycetes; Dipodascales. The record is from RefSeq and is a predicted model, not a curated record. Gene Ontology annotation, biological process: tryptophanyl-tRNA aminoacylation. Gene Ontology annotation, cellular component: cytoplasm. Gene Ontology annotation, molecular function: ATP binding; tryptophan-tRNA ligase activity.